This is a messenger RNA of Ostertagia ostertagi, 1203 nucleotides long. Lineage: Eukaryota; Metazoa; Nematoda; Chromadorea; Rhabditida; Trichostrongylidae. The record is from the annotation of a GenBank genome assembly.
AUGGUCUUUAACGGGCCGCAGCAACCAAUGCUGGCAGAGACAAGAGUGCUGCGUGAACUGGCACCUGAUGAAAUACUGGUAAAAAAUAAGUACACCACCAUUUGUGGCAGCGACCUGCAUACGUAUAGCGGUGUGCGCAAAGAAGCUUGUCCUACGGUAUUGGGCCAUGAGAUUGUGGGGACUGUGGAAGCAAUAGGCGGGCAGCAUAGUGGUACAGACUUGUCUGGUCAGCCACUGCGUAUCGGGGACCUUGUUACCUGGUCUGUUUUUUCCAGUAAUCCCUGUUCGCCAGGUGCAAGGCAAGGGAUGCCGCAGAAAGGUGCAGACCUGUUUAAGUAUGGUCAUGCGCUGAUAGCUGGUGAUGAUGCUUUUCAUGGCGGGCUGGCAGAAUAUUGCAUACUGAGAAAGGGAACUGCUAUACUACGUUUGCCGGAAGAGUUGCCAUUGCCGGUGGCCGCAACCAUCAACUGCGCCAUUGCCACAACAGCCGGUGCGCUUCGCCUGGCCGGGAGCAUAGCCGGUAAGACGGUACUUGUAACAGGCAUGGGGCUUCUGGGCCUUACCGCCGUUGCUAUGUGCCGGGAAGCCGGUGCCUUAAAGAUUAAAGUAAGUUUUGCCGCUGGUGCCGGUGGUACCGUUGGCAAUAACCGUUUCGAUAAUUUUACCCUGGAUGCCAGUCCGCUGGCGGUACAGGCCCUGGUGCACUACUGGAAUUUUAAUAGCAACACAACUGUUAGCAGCCUGUUGGCGCCAAGCCAUUCUGUAGUAACGGGGGCCGCGAUCACAGCCGUUGCCGGAGGUAUCAGCGCCAUUGAUGCUGCGGGUGGUACCGGUCAGAACUUUAAUGUCAGUAACCUGAAUGCCCGUAACGGAGAUCUGCCGGGUACCCAUUUGCGUUUCAAUGAUCCGAUCGGUGGUGCCCUGGUUUUCUCCCUGCCUACUACCGGUUAUAAAGAUGUGACGGUUAAGUUCACCACACGCCGUUCCGGUUCCGGAGCCGGCUUACAAUACUGGUCUUAUACUACGGACGGGACAACCUAUGUGCCUUAUGAUACGAUCCGGCCGAUAGAUGGUGACCCUGUGCUGCAAACACUAGAUCUGACUGCUAUUACAGCUGCCAAUAAUAAUGCCAAUCUGAAACUCCGGCCCGGCCAACCAGGCUCAGAACGUAGCCAUCGCUAUUCGCCCGACCAUUACAUUUAA